AUGCGAGUAACACCGCAGCUUGGCGUGGGACAAGGCAAUCAGGACAACCAGGUGGUAAUAUUGAAGGAGCUAGGGGACCUUGGAGACCCUGAAUAUGAACGUCCUAUUUUCAGAGUGCAUGACAUCCUAAGAAAUGUGAAUAAGACGGCGUACGAACCAGAAAUCAUUUCAAUUGGUCCUUAUCACUGGGGAAAGGAAAGCUUAAGCACGAUGGAGAAGCACAAAUUGCGAUACCUCAACCAACUAUUUGAUGCAAAAGUAAAAGAAGCUAAAGAGUUACUAGCAAAGCGGGGAAGAAUUGUUGGCACAUUUGACAGAGGUGACGAGGGUAGCGAUGAUAUUAAAGAAAAAAUUUGUAAAAACUUCCUACAAGAGUUGAGAGAGGUGGCAAAGGGAGCUCGAGAAAAGUAUGUUGGAUCUUUAAGUCUUAACGACGAGCAAUUUGUGAAGAUGCUGCUUUUAGAUGGUUGUUUCAUAAUACAGUUGCUACGAAAAGAUUCCAUGCCGGAGUUGAUAAGUGAGGACGAUCCCAUUUUCAAAGUUGAUUGGAUGCGUACAAGCUUGCAACGUGAUUUGUUGUUGCUUGAAAAUCAGCUCCCUUUCAGAGUUUUGUGCAAAUUGUUUGAGUUGAUUGAUGAGCAUCCUAAUAGAUACGACAGGCUUGCUUUUCUUGCUUGUCGCUUCUUUGGUAACGCUUUUCAUGGAUUGACCGUGAAAAUACCAGAAAGCUUUCAAGCAAACCAUGCCGAGCAUUUACUUGACUUGAUACACAGCUUCUGGAGUCCUCCCACAUCAAGGGCCGCCACUGUCAAGUUACCUCCAGAUUCGAAAGAAAGCAGCCUUAACAGGAGGUUUCUUUCGGCAAAAAGAAUCAUAGAGAAUGCGGUGGUGUUUAAGAUAAGCAAGACUCCUGGCAAUUUAUUUGUUAUUGACUUUCCAGAGAAGUGCCUAAAGUUUCGUAAAUUGAUAUUUCAGCAAUUGAUCAUUGAAGGAAGAACAGAGACAUUCUUCAGGAAUUUCAUAGCGUACGAGCAGUAUUUCAAGGCUUCAAAGGGAAAUUUUGUGACCAAUUAUGUAGACUUCUUAGGCAACCUUAUUGAGUCAGAAGAAGACGCGGAAUUGCUUUGUUACAAUGGAAUACUUGAUAAUAAGCUGGGCGACUCAAAAUCUGUGGUUGAUUUGUUUACACAAAUAAAUCAGUGUGUCACGAUUGAGAAUCCCGAGAAGUCUAACUCCCUCUAUGGUCCUAUCUACCACCAAUUAAAUGUGCAUUGCAGCAAAAGGAGAAACUAUUGGAAGGUAAAUAAAGGUGGAACAAUGCGUAAUUCGGCAUAUCUUGAUGGAAGGAAGGAAGGACCGAGCAAUGAGCAAGCAAGCAAGAAAAGAUCAGAUGCUAAUCUUGGGAGAAAACGAAGUUUUAAAAUAAUGAGUGUCAGCGUGAGUUCUCAGUAG
This is a messenger RNA of Ipomoea triloba (trilobed morning glory), 1452 nucleotides long. Its product is annotated as UPF0481 protein At3g47200-like. Bases 1 to 1452 code for a protein of 483 amino acids. Lineage: Eukaryota; Viridiplantae; Streptophyta; Magnoliopsida; Solanales; Convolvulaceae. The record is from RefSeq and is a predicted model, not a curated record. The transcript is spliced from 3 exons.